Penicillium chermesinum is the source of this 600-nucleotide messenger RNA. RefSeq lists its product as uncharacterized. The record is from RefSeq and is a predicted model, not a curated record. NCBI's taxonomy places the organism in Eukaryota, Fungi, Ascomycota, Eurotiomycetes, Eurotiales, Aspergillaceae. The transcript has a single exon. The coding region runs from base 1 to 600 and encodes 199 amino acids.
AUGAACACCGUUGUUGUGAGCAAGGGUGUUGUUCAUGGCUUGGGCAUUGUUGUCAUGAGCAAGAGCGUUGUUAGAAACGCGAGUGUUGGCGUGGGCAGGAACAUUUUUCAUGGCUCGGACAUUAUUGUCAGGAGCUGGGGUGUUGUUAGAAGCCCGAGUAUUGUCAGGAGCAGGAACAUUGUUCAUGGCUUGGACAUUGUUGUCAAGAGCUGGGUCGAUGUUACAAGCCCAAGUGUUGUCACAAGCAGGAACAUUGUUCAUGGUUCGGGCGUUGUUGUCAAGAGCGGGGUCGAUGUUAGAAGCCCCAGUGUUGGCGUGGGCAGGAACAUUUUUCAUGGCUCGGACAUUAUUGUCAGGAGCUGGGGUGUUGUUAGAAGCCCGAGUAUUGUCAGGAGCAGGAACAUUGUUCAUGGCUUGGACAUUGUUGUCAAGAGCUGGGUCGAUGUUACAAGCCCAAGUGUUGUCACGACCAGGGACAUUGUUCAUGACAGGAAGACUAUCACCAGGAGGAGGGGCGAUAUCCGAAGCCGAAGUGUUGGCGUGAGCAGGGACAUUGUUCAUGGCUGGGGCAUUGUUUCCAAGAGCAGGGGCGCCAUGUGA